Molecule: messenger RNA, 813 nt
Organism: Cutaneotrichosporon cavernicola
Lineage: Eukaryota; Fungi; Basidiomycota; Tremellomycetes; Trichosporonales; Trichosporonaceae
Exons: 5
Coding region: 1-813 (270 amino acids)
Molecular function (GO): guanosine-3',5'-bis(diphosphate) 3'-diphosphatase activity
Source: RefSeq, a predicted model, not a curated record
AUGAACACUCCGCCGCCCGAGACUACCAAGGCACAGCGUGCCAACGAGCAGGCAAACAGCGACGACGAGGUCGCCACCACUCCUCCACCCAUUACGCCGACCGCGCCGCCUCCGCGCGACGCGGUUCACUGCGCAUGUGGAGCGCACGACGAGCCACCUCUCGCUGUGCUCCUUCGCACGAUCGACUUUGCCGCCUGGAAACACCAGUGUCAGCGCAGGAAGGACCUCGACCAGACGCCGUACAUCAACCACCCGAUUGCCGUGGCGAACAUUCUCUCGUCGUGCGGCGUUAACGAUAUCCACCUUCUCCAGGCGGCGUUGCUACACGACACGGUCGAGGACACGAAUACAACUAUCAAGGAGAUCGAGGAGGCGUUUGGGUCUCCUGUCGCCAGCAUCGUUGCAGAGUGUACCGACGACGUUUCGCUUAACGGACUGGAGCGCAAGGCCGAGCAGCUUCGUACAGCUCCCUUCAGGAGUCGUGAAGCGCAGCAGGUCAAGCUAGCCGACAAGCUUCACAACCUCGAGAGUAUCCGCCGCUCACCGCCUGUCGGCUGGGGCGUGCGCCGCAUCCAAUCGUACUUUAUGUGGGCGAAGCAGGUGACAGACGUCUGCGCACCCGCCAACCCCGAACUCUCGCAGCGCCUGACGACGCUUUACAAGACGGCGUACACACAUGUCGACGGGCAGUAUUUCCCCUGCCAUCCUGAGAUGUGUGGUGCGUUGACCGAGGAGGAGAAGGGCCGCGUCGACAGCCGCUUCGCGACGUGCAAGAGCGGCGAGGAACCGUGCCCUCGGACGCUGUUUUUCUGA